This is a messenger RNA of Vitrella brassicaformis, 3272 nucleotides long. Lineage: Eukaryota; Vitrellaceae. The record is from the annotation of a GenBank genome assembly.
GAUCUCCCCCGAUUCUGUUGGUUUGUGGGCUCAGCUGAGUGCGCAGAGACCCGGGAGGCAGGACAUCUGCCGAUUUUCUCUUUCUUCACUUCUCUUGUCGCCGCAAAGCGGCUGCAGAGUGGAGGGCUUUGGAUGAGGGCGAUGUGGUCAUCGGAGAGAAGACGAGGCCAUGCAGACAGUGCUGCUACGCCAUGCUCAGCCGGCAGCCCAUCAGCACCGAGAUCACCGCCAAGGAGGCGCGCAGUCAGCAUGAUGUGUCUUGUCCCCUCCCCCUUCCCCCUUUCGGUGCUCCUCGUCUACACGAUGAUGGCUGCCGCAUCGGCCGAGAGGCAGAGCCACUUAUCCUUUAUCACGCCGACGCGAGCACUGACGCCGUCCGCCCUCCUGAAGAGGCGAGAGAACAUGUUGCAGAAAGAGCCCGAAGAGUCGUUGCCGGUCUGGCCAACAUGGCAGCCGCCAUCAUCAUCAUCAUGGGUGUCAUCUCUCGAGCGGCAGGAGGAGGCGCUGACGACGCUGUUUCUCGAUGCAAUGGGCGAGGGGAAGGAGGGCGGCAGUGCGACCCCAAAGAAGGGCAAGGACUGGAGUCGGAUAUUGCCCAGGGCACUUAUCUUCUUCAUCGCAUUCCUAUACGGCACGGUGAGUGAGCGGCCAAUGCAAUGCACACCUUCAUCCAUGCGUGGGUGCAUCGAUCGAUCAUCCCUCGGUGGUGUGGGUGUGUGUGUCAGAACUUCGGUGCCGUCAAGAUCAUUGGCGAGGAGGGGCUGACCUCUAUCGGCGGGCUGGCGCGUUUCUCGGUGUCUGCGCUGGUGCUGCUGCCAUUCAUGUUCAAAAAGGGCAUACAAAAGGUACGCACGCGCGGCGGAGAUCAAUGCCUUUGAACGAGACGAUUGCGCGUGUGUGUGCGCGUGUGUCCAGGGAGCCAUCCGUGACGGUUUUCUCGCCGGCGUGCCUGGCGGCCUGGGCUAUGUUAGCCAGGCACUCUCCCUGCAGUUUAUCAACGCCAACACGUGUGCCUUCUUCUGCUCCUUGUCCGUGGUCAUCAUCCCGUUCCUUGAGGCCCUCAGGGGCAAGACCAUCCAGCAGAGGUCCGCAUAUUCACCACCAGAUGCCAGCCACGGAGAUGCUGACCUUCCUUCUUGAUAUUUCAGGUCAUGGGUAGCGGCUUUGUUGGCUGCCAGUGGUGUCGGUCUUCUGGAGCUGCCUCUGCCCUUCGAUUUCCUCAAUGCCGGAUCUGCCACGUACGGAUGCUUGAGAAGGCGAGCAGUGGUUCGAGUGCAUACCCCUCUCUCUCUCUCUCUCUCUGUGUGUGUGUGUGUGUGUGUGUGGACAGGGCCGCUGCGGCGAGCACGGCAGUGGUGCCGCCGAGCGGUUUCUGGGCGAGUAUCCCAUUCAUCGGGGAAGGGCUGGCACUGCUCCAGGUAUACUCAUGGAGCCACACCGACACACACACACACAUAGGAUGGGAGCAGGCAGGCUUCCCCCUCUCCAACUGUCGAUCGAUGUCAUGUGUGCAGGCUGUGGGUUUUGCCGUGUGCUACAUCAUGGUGGAGGACGCCAUGCAGGAGUACGACAAGGACGUCGUCCCAUACUCGGCUGCACUCACGAUAGGUACGCCUACGCACGAACGAACGAGACACAUGCGAUGCGCAUGUGGUCAACAUCUGCGCCGCGCCCACACCAUUCCUUCCGUCAGGAGUUGCGGCGGUUGCGGGCGCCUACACGCUGCGUGAGGUGUUCACUGGCGGGUGGGAGACGGGAAUCGGCGGGCUGGCGUGGGGGCAGAUCGCGGCCGCGAUCCAGAAGCCGACCGUCCUGCUCGCCAUCUUCUGGACGGGUGGGCAGAUGGGAUGGACCCAGCACAGAUGAGUGAGUCGAUGCCUUUAUGUGUCUGUGCGUUUGUGCGUCUGUGUCUGUGUGUGCGUGUGUGUGUGUGUGGUCAGGUGUGGUGACGACUGCGUUGACCAUCCUCGGUGAGAACUGGGCGCUGCAGCGUGUCAGUGCAACCGAGAUGUCCCUCAUCCUCACCAGCGAACCUUUGUGGGCAGCCAUGUUCUCCGCUCUACUGCUGGGUGUGUACGCCACACACAACCUUACCCCGCACACACGCACACGCACACACGCCUUACCUGUUCUUUCCAUCUGCAGGUGAGAUGGUGACUCCUCGGCUGUUCCUGGGCGGCUUCUUCAUCGUCCUGGCGUGUCUGAUCCGCGAGUUGCCGUUUGCGACGCUGUUCAGCUACCUGCCUUUGCCGUUCUUCAAGAAGCGCUUUGAAGUCGAGGACGACGAAAUCAUCGAGGACGACCUCGAGAGGGUCAAGCCGAGCAAGAAGAAAAAGAGCCCUGUUGUUAACGAAGGCGGGUCUGGAGGUGUGGGGGGUGUCAAUGACGUCAACAGCAGUGGUAGUGGUAGUGGUAGUGGUACUGGUGGUGGAAUAGAGGCAGUGAGGAGGCAAGACGAGGUGACCAAGAUGUGAGGGAUGGAGGGAGGUGGAUGGGGUGCGUGAGCACUCAUGUCUGCUAAUGAAGUCGUGAAUGAAUGUCCAUUGCGUGUGUCUGUGGGGGGAGGGAGGGAGGUGUGGUAUGGUGUGGUGUGGUGUGGUGUGCGGUGCAUGUAUGGUGCGGUGUGUACGGGUAGCCAGGCGGCAGUCGGCUGUGGUUGCUGUAUGCUCAUGUAUGUGUAUCACACAUACGGAGGACUUUUUGCCUCGUCGAUUGAUGAGAUGAAUGGCGUGCUCGACAGGGCGGGGUGGGGUAAGGCGGGAGGGUGGAUGAUGUGUCGACUUUAGUCAGUGUCGGUGAUUGUUUCAUAUCAUGGAGGGCAGGGGAGGUGGAGGGAGCCUGGCCUGCAUUCACACAAGCAGGCAUGUGUGUGUAAAGAAAGGACCAGGGAGGGAGGAGACAUACACAUUUUUCUCCCUCCCGGUGCUGCCGUAUGUGGGCGCUGCACGGAUGUGUCUCUGCGUGUCAGCGCCACUGACCACAUAAUAUAUGGCUCCGGAGUCACUGAUUGAUGCCGCACUGCUGCCUUGUGUCUUGAGGACAAUCCGUCUGCGAGUUGUGGCUGUCUCUCUCCCUACUGCGAUAUCGCUUCCCCCACGACUCGUGUGGGAGCCGAUAUUGCUGUGCCGGGAGAGCAGCGUCAACGCGCACACGCGCCUGUGCAGCUUGACGGGGGAGAUGGACACAAUGAAAUGAAUCUAUGGCUUUUCUGUAGCUGAUUCCGUUGCGGUUCUGCUCGGACACGUCAAGACAAGUCAAGACGUCAUUUACCG